Poecilia latipinna (sailfin molly) is the source of this 6938-nucleotide messenger RNA. RefSeq lists its product as uncharacterized. NCBI's taxonomy places the organism in Eukaryota, Metazoa, Chordata, Actinopteri, Cyprinodontiformes, Poeciliidae. The transcript has 11 exons. Gene Ontology annotation, molecular function: protein binding. The record is from RefSeq and is a predicted model, not a curated record.
GAUCAGAGUCCAGACGUUGGUCAGCCUCCCCAUGAGUCUCAAAUGCGGCUGGGAUCCAUAUUUAUGGAACUGGAGAAAAAGAUUGUUAUGUUUGUGAAGGACGAGCUGAAGGAGAUCCAGAAGGUCUUGAGUUCAGAUUAUCCAGAUGAGGAGGAGGAGGAGGGUGUGUCUGGAAAUAAGGAUGAGAAGCAGAGGAGCAGCAGCAGCAGAGAGGCGUUUUUAAAGAUCACCGUUGACUUCUUGAGAAUGAUGAAUCUGGAUGACCUGGCUGACCUUCUGCAGAGCAAAUCACUCAUCACAUGCCAACAAACACUAAAGUCUAACAUGAAGAACAAGUUCCAGUGUGUGUUUGAAGGAAUCACUAAAUCAGGAAAUCAAACCUUUCUAAAUCAGAUCUACACAGAGCUCUACAUCACAGAGGGAGGAUCUGGAGAGGUCAAUAAUGAACAUGAGGUCAGACAGAUUGAAUCAGUGUCCUGGAAACCAGACAGACCAGAAACAGCAAUUAGACAUGAAGACAUAUUUAAAUCUUCACCUGAAAGAGAUGAACCAGUGAGAACAGUGAUGACAAAGGGAGUGGCUGGCAUUGGGAAAACAGUCCUGACUCAGAAGUUCACUCUGGACUGGGCAGAAGACCAAACCAACCAGGACAUCCAGUUCAUGUUUCCAUUCACAUUCAGAGAACUGAAUCUGUUAAAAGAUGAACAGUUCAGCUUGGUGGAGCUUGUUCACCACUUUUUUAGUGAAACCAGAGGAAUCUCCAGGUUUGAAGAGUUAAAGGUUGUGUUCAUCUUUGAUGGCUUGGAUCAGAGUCGACUUCCACUGGACUUCCACAACAAUGAGAUCCUGACAGAUGUAACAAAGUCCACCUCAGUGGAUGUUCUUCUGACAAACCUCAUCAGAGGGAACCUGCUUCCCAAAGCUCACCUCUGGAUAACCACAAGACCUGCAGCAGCCAAUCGGAUCCCCACUGAGUUUGUUGGCAUGAUGACAGAGAUCAGAGGAUUCACUGACAUAAAGAAAGAUGAGUACUUCACUAAAAAGUUUAGAUAUAAGGAGGAGGCCAGAUUAGUAAUCUCCCACAUAAAGAAAUCCAGAAGCCUCCACAUCAUGUGCCACAUCCCAAUCUUCUGCUGGAUCACUGCUACAGUUGUGGAAGACAUGUUGAACAAGAAAGAUGGAGAAGAUCUGCCAAAGACCCUGACUGAGAUGUACAUCCACUUCCUGGUGGUUGAGACCAAACUGAAGGUCAUCAAGUACGAUGGAGGAGCUGAGACAGAUUCACACUGGAGUCCAGAGAACCAGAAGAUGAUCGAGUCUCUGGGAAAACUGGCUUAUGAACAGCUGAUGAAAAGGAACCUGAUCUUCUAUGAAUCAGACCUGGCAGAGUGUGGCAUCGAUAUCAGAGCAGCUUCAGUGUGUUCAGGAGUUUUCACAGAGAUCUUCAGAGAAGAGAGAGGGCUGUACCAGGACAAGGUGUUCUGCUUCGUCCACCUGAGUGUUCAGGAGUUUCUGGCUGCUCUUCAUGUUCAUCUGACUUUCAUCAAAUCUGGAGUCAAUCUGCUGGCAAAAAGCGAAAUGAAAUCCAAGGAAUUAGAAAAAGGAAAUCAUGAAUCUUCAGAGACAGAUAUCUACAAGAGUGCUGUGGACAUGGCCCUAGAGAGUCCAGAUGGACACAUGGACUUGUUCCUUCGCUUCCUACUUGGUCUUUCACUUGAGACCAAUAAGCACCACCUAAGAGGCCUUGUGAAACAGACAGAAGAAAGUUUAGCAACUAAUAAAGACACAGCCCAGUACAUCAAGGAGAAGAUGAAUAAUGAUCUAUGUAUUGAGAAAAGCAUCAAUCUGUUCCACUGCCUGAAUGAACUAAAUGAUCAGUCUCUGGUGGAGGAAAUCCAACAAUCUCUACAAACAGGAAGUCUUUCAGCUCACCAGCUGUCUCCUGCUCAGUGGUCAGCUCUGCACUUCAUGCUAUUUUCAUCAGAUGAAGGUCUGGAAACAUUUGACCUGAAGAAAUACUCUGCUUCAGAUGAAGCUUUUCUGAAGCUGCUGCCAAUAGUCAAAGCCUCCAGCAAAGCUGUACUGAGUGGGUGUAACCUCUCAGAGAGAAGCUGUGAAGCUCUGUCCUCACUGCUCAGCUCAACAACAUCUAGUCUCAGAGAUCUGGACCUGAGUAACAACGACCUGAAAGAUUCAGGAGUGAAGCUGCUGUGCAGUGGACUGAUGAGUCCAGACUGUGAACUGGAGAUUCUCAGCACCAAUCUCUCAGUUACCAAAUCACUCAUCACAUGCCAACAAACACUAAAGUCUAACAUGAAGAACAAGUUCCAGUGUGUGUUUGAAGGAAUCACUAAAUCAGGAAAUCAAACCUUUCUGAAUCAGAUCUACACAGAGCUCUACAUCACAGAGGGAGGAUCUGGAGAGGUCAAUAAUGAACAUGAGGUCAGACAGAUUGAAUCAGUGUCCUGGAAACCAGACAGACCAGAAACAGCAAUUAGACAUGAAGACAUAUUUAAACCCUCACCUGGAAGAGAUGAACCAAUCAGAACAGUGAUGACAAAGGGAGUGGCUGGCAUUGGGAAAACAGUCCUGACUCAGAAGUUCACUCUGGACUGGGCAGAAGACCAAACCAACCAGGACAUCCAGUUCAUGUUUCCAUUCACAUUCAGAGAACUGAAUCUGUUAAAAGAUGAACAGUUCAGCUUGGUGGAGCUUGUUCACCACUUUUUUAGUGAAACCAGAGGAAUCUCCAGGUUUGAAGAGUUAAAGGUUGUGUUCAUCUUUGAUGGCUUGGAUGAGAGUCGACUUCCACUGGACUUCCACAACAAUGAGAUCCUGACAGAUGUAACAAAGUCCACCUCAGUGGAUGUUCUUCUGACAAACCUCAUCAGAGGGAACCUGCUUCCCAAAGCUCACCUCUGGAUAACCACAAGACCUGCAGCAGCCAAUCGGAUCCCUGCUGAGUUUGUUGGCAUGAUGACAGAGAUCAGAGGAUUCACUGACCCACAGAAAGACGAGUACUUCACUAAAAGGUUUAGAUAUAAGGAGCAGGCCAGAAUGGUAAUCUCCCACAUAAAGAAAUCCAGAAGCCUCCACAUCAUGUGCCACAUCCCAAUCUUCUGCUGGAUCACUGCUACAGUUGUGGAAGACAUGUUGAAAAAGAAAGAUGGAGAAGAUCUGCCAAAGACCCUGACUGAGAUGUACAUCCACUUCCUGGUGGUUCAGACCAAACUGAAGGUCAUCAAGUACGAUGGAGGAACUGAGACAGAUUCACACUGGAGUCCAGAGAACCAGAAGAUGAUCGAGUCUCUGGGAAAACUGGCUUUUGAUCAGCUGAUGAAAAGAAACCUGAUCUUCUAUGAAUCAGACCUGGCAGAGUGUGGCAUCGAUAUCAGAGCAGCUUCAGUGUGUUCAGGAGUUUUCACACAGAUCUUCAGAGAAGAGAGAGGGCUGUACCAGGACAAGGUGUUCUGCUUCGUCCACCUGAGUGUUCAGGAGUUUCUGGCUGCUCUUCAUGUUCAUCUGACCUUCAUCAAAUCUGGAGUCAAUCUGCUGGCAAGAGGUGAAACAAAAUCCAAGGAAUUGGAAACAAGAAGCCAUGGAUCGUCAGAGAUAGAGAUGUACCAGAGUGCUGUGGACAUGGCCCUAGAGAGUCCAGAUGGACACCUGGACUUGUUCCUCCGCUUCCUACUUGGUCUUUCACUGGAGACCAAUAAGCAUCGCUUAGGAGGCCUUUUGACACAGACAGAAGAAAGUUUAGCAACUAAUAAAGACACAGCCCAGUACAUCAAGGAGAAGUUGAAUAACGACCAAUGUAUUGAGAGAAGCAUCAAUCUGUUCCACUGCCUGAAUGAACUAAAUGAUCAGUCUCUGGUGGAGGAAAUCCAACAAUCUCUACAAACAGGAAGUCUUUCAGCACAGCAGCUGUCUCCUGCUCAGUGGUCAGCUCUGCUCUUCAUCCUAAUGUCAUCAGACAAAGGUCUGGAAACAUUUGACCUGAAGAAAUACUCUGCUUCAGAUGAAGCUUUUCUGAAGCUGCUGCCAAUAGUCAAAGCCUCCAGCAAAGCUAUACUGAGUGGGUGUAACCUCUCAGAGAGAAGCUGUGAAGCUCUGUCCUCGUUGCUCAGCUCAACAACAUCUAGUCUCAGAGAUCUGGACCUGAGUAACAACGACCUGAAAGAUUCAGGAGUGAAGCUGCUGUGCAGUGGACUGAUGAGUCCAGACUGUGAACUGGAGAUUCUCAGGUGAGAUCCAUUUAAAUNAAAGUCCACCUCAGUGGAUGUUCUUCUGACAAACCUCAUCAGAGGGAACCUGCUUCCCAAAGCUCACCUCUGGAUAACCACAAGACCUGCAGCAGCCAAUCGGAUCCCUGCUGAGUUUGUUGGCAUGAUGACAGAGAUCAGAGGAUUCACUGACCCACAGAAAGACGAGUACUUCACUAAAAGGUUUAGAUAUAAGAAGCAGGCCAGAAUGGUAAUCUCCCACAUAAAGAAAUCCAGAAGCCUCCACAUCAUGUGCCACAUCCCAAUCUUCUGCUGGAUCACUGCUACAGUUGUGGAAGACAUGUUGAACAAGAAAGAUGGAGAAGAUCUGCCAAAGACCCUGACUGAGAUGUACAUCCACUUCCUGGUGGUUCAGACCAAACUGAAGGUCAUCAAGUACGAUGGAGGAGCUGAGACAGAUUCAAUCUGGAGUCCAGAGAGCAGGAAGAUGAUCGAGUCUCUGGGAAAACUGGCUUUUGAUCAGCUGAUGAAAAGAAACCUGAUCUUCUAUGAAUCAGACCUGGCAGAGUGUGGCAUCGAUAUCAGAGCAGCUUCAGUGUGUUCAGGAGUUUUCACACAGAUCUUCAGAGAAGAGAGAGGGCUGUACCAGGACAAGGUGUUCUGCUUCAUCCACCUGAGUGUUCAGGAGUUUCUGGCUGCUCUUCAUGUUCAUCUGACCUUCAUCAACUCUGGAGUCAAUCUGCUGGCAAAAGGUGAAACAAAAUCAAAGGAUUUAGAAAAACAGAACCAUGCUUCUUCAGAGACAGAUAUCUACCAGAGUGCUGUGGACAUGGCCCUAGAGAGUCCAGAUGGACACCUGGACUUGUUCCUCCGCUUCCUACUUGGUCUUUCACUUGAGACCAAUAAGCACCACCUAAGAGGCCUUGUGAAACAGACAGAAGAAAGUUUAGCAACUAAUAAAGACACAGCCCAGUACAUCAAGGAGAAGAUGAAUAAUAAUCCAUGUAUUGAGAAAAGCAUCAAUCUGUUCCACUGCCUGAAUGAACUAAAUGAUCAGUCUCUGGUGGAGGAAAUCCAACAAUCUCUACAAACAGGAAGUCUUUCAGCUCACCAGCUGUCUCCUGCUCAGUGGUCAGCUCUGCACUUCAUGCUAUUUUCAUCAGAUGAAGGUCUGGAAACAUUUGACCUGAAGAAAUACUCUGCUUCAGAUGAAGCUUUUCUGAAGCUGCUGCCAAUAGUCAAAGUCUCUAACAAAGCUGUACUGAGUGGGUGUAACCUCUCAGAGAGAAGCUGUGAAGCUCUGUCCUCGUUGCUCAGCUCAACAACAUCUAGUCUCAGAGAUCUGGACCUGAGUAACAACGACCUGAAAGAUUCAGGAGUGAAGCUGCUGUGCAGUGGACUGAUGAGUCCAGACUGUGAACUGGAGAUUCUCAGGCUUUCAGGUUGCCUAAUCACAGAGGAAGGCUGUGCUGCUCUGGCCUCAGCUCUGACUAACAACCCAUCUCACCUGAAGGAGCUGGACCUCAGCUUCAAUAAUCCAGGAGAUUCAGGAAAGGAGAGUCUAGCAGCGAUACUGAAGAAUCCAAGCUUCAAACUGGAGUCUCUCUGCAUGGUGCCUGCAGGAGAUGAAUGGAUGACACCAGGUCUCAGGAAGUAUUUCUGUCCACUAACAGUCGACAAAAACACUGUGAACAAAUUUCUCAAACUUUCAAACAAAAACAAGAAGGUGACGCGUGUGAAAGAGGAGCAGCCGUAUCCUGAUCAUCCAGACAGAUUUGAUCUCUGUCAGCUGCUGUGUACUGAUGGUGUGACUGGUCGCUGUUACUGGGAGGUGGAGUGGAGUGGGAAGGUUUAUGUAUCACUGAGUUACAGGGGAAUCAUGAGAAAGGGAGAGAGUGACAACGCCUGGUUUGGAUUUAAUAAUAACUCCUGGGGUCUGAUCUGCUCAGAUGAUGGUUACACUGUUUGGCACGAUAGUGAAAAAAAAGCAUUUAUCCCUCUUGCCUCUGUCUCAGGCAGAGUAGCUGUGUAUGUGGACUGUCCUGUUGGAACUCUAUCUUUCUAUAAGGUGUCCUCAGAGACACUUGUUCACCUCUACACCUUCAACACCAAAUUUACUGAACCUCUGUAUCCUGGAUUUGUAUGCAGGAGUCGUUCUAGGGAGUCUUGGUGCUCAUUUGAAUAGUCCUUUCUAAGUUCCAGGAAACUUAAUUUUACAUGUAUUUCAUCUAGUAUAUGUUAUUUAAUAAACAUACUAUGUGAGUCUUUAUUAUGUGUAACCUUUCAAGGGAGAAAAAUCUCAGCGCUUCACAAUAAUUAACACGAAAGGUCAACUGCUAGCACAAUCCUGUAAAACGCUUAUAAGAAAAACUGUUGAAGAGGAGUAAAAACAUUCAAUGCAAAAAUCCCAUCCAAAGAAUAUUAGAAAUUGGUGCACAACAGUGUUUCCAAAACUAAACUGCAAAGUUACAGCAGUUUAUAAGAUAAAAUGAGCUAAAAAGCUAAACCUAGCUUAAACACUAAUGAUAGCAUAUAGGCUAGCACUAGCAUGUUGACCUAAUGUAACAUACUGCAGUCAAUAUGAAAACCCCAUGUAACAGUUAAAAUUAUGUAUAUAUCUAAAGCUAGAUAAAAUAUUAAUGAUAGGAAGCUAUCAUUAGUAUUAGCUUACGCUAGUAAGCUAUUACUAGUGUAUUGACCUAGCAUAAAAUAUUU